Messenger RNA from Stereum hirsutum FP-91666 SS1, 960 nucleotides. RefSeq lists its product as uncharacterized. The record is from RefSeq and is a predicted model, not a curated record. The coding region runs from base 1 to 960 and encodes 319 amino acids. The transcript is spliced from 4 exons. Lineage: Eukaryota; Fungi; Basidiomycota; Agaricomycetes; Russulales; Stereaceae.
AUGUACGCGCCUGUACCGUCCAUCCCGCUGCGGUCGGCGAUGAAGCACCCCUCGAGACCGGGGACGCCGUUGGCGGGCACCCCACCAGUCUCGCCAUAUAACUUCACGACUGCCCUCCCGUCGACUUCAUCUACGGGUAUACCAGUGCCGUACACCCAUACCCAUUCCAGUCAGAGUCAACACAGCACGAUCGCAUCAGGCUCGCCAUCUGAGCAUCUCUCCCCCUACAGCACACAAUCGCAAUCACCCACAGCUUCGACUAUCCAUGCACCCCAUGCGCUUUCUCAAGGUUAUACGCCCAAAGUGUCGUUCGAUACGUUUGAGAACCCGGCUGCGUCCAUGUUCUCGUUCACUUUGUCGGUGAAGUCGGAUGGGUAUGUGAGGAACAGACAUACGAGGGUGUUUUUGUGUGCGGCCAGUGCAGAUGAUAGCGGGAGACAGGCUUUGGAUUGGGCAAUUGAAGAUCUGGUGCAGGAUGGUGAUGAGCUGGUCGUAUUCAGGGGUAUUGACCAGGAGGACCUCGACAAGGAUCAUGAUAUUGUACGUGAGGAGGCCCGAGAACUUCUCCUUCGUAUACAGCAGAAAGCUAUGGACCUCGAUCACAACCGUAAACUCUCCAUCAUCGUUGAAUUCAUAGCCGGCAAGGUUACCACCACGAUCGACCGUCUCAUCGCGCUCUACCGUCCCGAUAGCGUCGUCGUCGGUACGCGGGGAACCCGUGGUAUGAAAGCAUGGGGAGCGGCGUUCGGCGCUCCCGGCAUGGGUAGCGUGUCGAAAUACUGUUUGAGUCACUCGCCUGUGCCGAUCAUCGUCGUGAGGCCGGAGAGUAAGGUCAGGAAGGCGAUGGAGAAGAGGAAGGCAGAUCCGAAGAGGGGGAAGCACUUUGACGACGGAACGAGGUUGACUGCCACACGCAGCAAUAUCCCGUCGGUGCCGAUGAUGUCAAGUGUUACCCGAUGA